CGGUUCUGGAGCAUAAACAAGAGUGGGGACGGGAUGAGGCGGCAGUUGGCCCCCGCGCGGCGAGAGGCGGCGAGCGGGGCGACCAGCCGGACCAGACGUAGAUCCUGAGUGUAGCGUGCUCCCGCGGACCGCCCGAGUUGAGCCGCGCGCGCUCCCGCCAAGGGGGGUCCGGGUCCGUCGCGCGCGCGCAGCCAUGAACCUGGCGAGCCAGAGCGGAGAGGCCGGCGCCGGCCAGCUGCUGUUCGCCAACUUCAACCAGGAUAACACGUCCCUAGCUGUUGGUAGUAAGUCCGGGUAUAAGUUUUUCUCCCUUUCUUCUGUGGAUAAGCUGGAACAGAUCUAUGAAUGCACUGACACUGAAGAUGUCUGCAUUGUGGAGAGAUUGUUCUCAAGCAGCUUGGUGGCCAUUGUCAGCCUCAAAGCUCCCAGGAAGCUGAAGGUUUGCCACUUUAAGAAGGGAACCGAGAUAUGCAACUACAGCUACUCCAACACAAUACUGGCUGUGAAGCUGAACAGACAGAGGCUCAUUGUGUGUCUGGAAGAGUCGCUCUAUAUACACAACAUCCGAGACAUGAAGGUACUUCAUACCAUUCGAGAGACACCCCCAAACCCUGCAGGCUUGUGUGCACUGUCAAUAAACAACGACAACUGCUACUUGGCGUAUCCAGGAAGUGCGACCAUUGGAGAGGUGCAGGUCUUCGACACCAUUAACUUGAGAGCUGCGAACAUGAUCCCAGCUCAUGACAGUCCCUUAGCAGCCCUGGCUUUUGAUGCAAGUGGGACCAAGCUUGCCACUGCUUCUGAGAAGGGGACUGUGAUUCGGGUGUUUUCCAUUCCAGAGGGACAGAAGCUGUUUGAGUUCAGGAGAGGAGUGAAGAGGUGUGUGAGCAUCUGCUCCCUGGCCUUCAGCAUGGACGGCAUGUUCCUCUCUGCAUCCAGCAACACCGAAACAGUGCACAUUUUCAAACUCGAGGCGGUGAGGGAAAAACCUCCAGAAGAGCCCACCACCUGGACUGGCUACUUUGGGAAGGUUCUCAUGGCAUCUACCAGCUACCUGCCCUCACAAGUGACAGAAAUGUUCAACCAGGGCAGGGCCUUUGCCACUGUCCGCCUGCCAUUCUGCGGCCACAAAAACAUCUGCUCACUAACCACAAUUCAGAAGAUCCCACGGUUGCUGGUAGGAGCAUCAGAUGGCUAUUUGUACAUGUACAACCUGGACCCCCAGGAAGGCGGCGAGUGUGCCCUGAUGCGUCAGCACAGGCUUGAUGGCAGUAUGGAGACGACCAGUGAGAUUGUAGACUCUGCAUCUCAUGACAGCCCCUUAGCAACGCAGGCGUACGGCACAGCAGCCACCAAAGGUGCCUAUGUGCCCUCAUCCCCCACAAGACUUGGUAAAGGGCAGGACGCCAACUUAGAAGCCUACACAGAUGACCUGGGUGCUGUGGGUGGCACAUGCCUAGAGGAUGAAGCCAGUGCUCUGCGCCUGGAUGAAGACAGUGAACAUCCUCCCAUGAUUCUCCGGACUGACUAAUACUGACCUGUGAACUCUGGCCCAGGAGCAGACAACACUGGCCUGGCUGAGGACUUAAGCAUUGCUGCUAUGAACUUUGACCUGAAUUGAGGGAGAGGAUGGCAGAGACUUUAAAGCAAAGAGAUUGUAGUUAUAGCCUAUUCAUACUGUUGAGAAAAUACAGUUUCCACUUCAGCAACUUUAA
Grammomys surdaster is the source of this 1715-nucleotide messenger RNA. RefSeq names its product WD repeat domain, phosphoinositide interacting 2 (gene Wipi2). The coding region runs from base 194 to 1531 and encodes 445 amino acids. The transcript is spliced from 12 exons. The record is from RefSeq and is a predicted model, not a curated record. NCBI's taxonomy places the organism in Eukaryota, Metazoa, Chordata, Mammalia, Rodentia, Muridae. Gene Ontology annotation, cellular component: cytosol; phagophore assembly site membrane; extrinsic component of membrane. Gene Ontology annotation, biological process: protein lipidation; protein localization to phagophore assembly site; nucleophagy. Gene Ontology annotation, molecular function: phosphatidylinositol-3,5-bisphosphate binding; phosphatidylinositol-3-phosphate binding; protein binding.